AUGCACGCCUCUGUCACGCCGAACAUUCCUGCCAACGUCAUCAUGGUCAGUCCAUUUUGACGACCCACAACGAUGGCUCUUUUGUCGUUAUCAGUCAAAUUCUUUUUUUCCAGAGAUUCUUCCCAUGUCUGAAAAACAUGAAAAAAAUCAUAUGGCAACAUUAUUAAUUUUAAAAAAAUUUAAUAAAAAAAUAAAUAAAAAAAUAAAAAGCAUAAAAAAACAAAAAAAUGGAAUUCAAUAAAAAAAUGCCUAAAACGCGUCACAGUCAUUGCGGACAUGUCUUUGUAUACCGUAUACGUUUCAAAGUAUAUUUUUACAUUAUCCCUCAAAGUUAUAUAUAAAUCGGAUAAGUACUCGCUGAGAUAUCCCCAAAAAACCAAAACUUAAUAGACUUUUGAGCGGUACUGUAAAUGACUUUUUUCUAGACCUUUUUUUUAGACUCGAGUUCUCAAAAUGACCAAAAACGAAAAAUUUUCUUUUUGACAUUUUAAACGAAUUUCGUUUUUGAAAGAUCAACCAAAAUUGAUCACUUUCAUUCUUUUCAUUUUGUGACAAUUACAGACUGAAAAAAGGUCAUUUUCUAAACAAUCAUAUUCUGACUAGUAAAUAAACUUUCGUCUUAAUGACCAAAAUUUUUCCAAAUGAAAUUUGAAUUUUUACUUUUUCCAACCAAAAACUUUCAAAGUAAAAUUUAAAUUUUCAUUUUUUUUAACCAAAAACUUUUUUUCAAAAAAAUAAGUAACUGUUCAUUUUUUUCAUCAUAUAAAUGACAAAUAAGGACACUUUCAACAGAACCCUUUCUUUUCGAAUCGGGAAAUUAUCAAUGCGAAAUGAAAAAAUUUUUAAGGGUUUCUGAACUUUUUUUUGGUUCUUUUCUUGCGCAAGACUUCUAAAUCACGAACUAUCGAAUUUCGAAAACGUUUCAGAUAUACCGCAAGCGGUUCGAGAUGCAGACUUUGAAGGACAAGCAAAGGAAGUAUCACAUGACGCCUGAUGAAAUCCUCUACGCGGAAAGUACCGCUUGCGCGAUUCGUUUCAAAAGAACCAAACUGUUCCCGCCGGUAUUCGGACUACCUUCGAGAGCGUCUGACAAAGAGGUUUUAGUCGAUGUGCGCUGACUGCGGCGAAGAGUUCACGAGCACGAUCAUCCCCUCGCAAGAUCAGCUCAUCAGCCACAUCGACAUGCACCACGACAAGCACGCCAUCAUCGAACGCUACACCUUCAAGGAAGCCAACCUUUUCGAGGCAAGUUUUUUUUUUGGAAAAUUUUUUUGAUAUUUCACGGCGUUUUUUUGACGACGCUCCAUCCAUAUUUUUUUUUUUCCCGUAAAGUGUAGUGUGUUGUGUGCAUGCACUGCGGCGCUCUAGCGCAUGCCAUUUUCAAAGAAAUUUUCGCAAAAUUCAAAAUCAUCUCUGAAUUUCUAGAAUUCAUUUAUAUUUUUCACUUUCUGGCUGUUUUGAAUUUUGCAAAAUCAUUUCGAAGACGGCAUAAAAACACGUUUUUUUUUUUCAAAUAAGAAACCGAUUCGUCUCAUGAUCAUGCGCCUUUAAUAUUCCCUGUUUUCUUACGCUUGUUCCCCGUGAUGUCACAUGAAAACGGCCGGAGUUUUGGCUCCGCCUCCUUAAUUUUCAGUUUCGCAUUUUCUCCCCCAAAUAAAACGCCGUGGUUUUACAAAUUUCAAAACUUUUCUUCCAGCAAUGGAUCCGAGAUCUGGGGGUGUACAGCAAGUACAGGAUGAAGAAGAUGGGGCUGGCGGACGAGCACAUGUACUUCCUGUGCUCGCUGGACGACCGCGUCAGCCGUACCGGCCAGGGUCGCGCUACCAAACAUCAGCAGCAGAACGUUCAUUGCACCGCCUUUAUUCGUGUCUACGACUGGAGGGUCAGUUCAAUAUUGCUGACCAAUUAUUCAUAGAAAUUUUCUUGAACCAAAAAAAAGCAUGCAUAGGCAAAGUCGGAUAGGGUGGAAAAAGGCUCCAUAGAAAUGUUCCUUUUUUGCUGCCUUUUUGCGCCUUUUUAUCGGCUCUUAUGCACCCUUUUCGCUGCCUGUCCCUUUGUCCAGCAUUUCUUGAGCCUUUCAAAUUCCAGAAUAAAUGGAAGGCUUGAUGAAGGGACUUUGAGCCUCUCCCUUUUAUCGGCUAUUAUCCACCAUUCCGAUUUUGCCUGAGUAUUUUUAAAUAAUGCAAUAGAAAAUGCAUUAUUUAAAAAAAUAGUGCUAGCGAAACGCUGCUAUUUUUUUCACGUUAAAAAAAUGAGUGAGAUUUUUCUUCCUGAAGUUUAAAGAUCAAAUUUUUGGUAUAAAAAAUUAAUUUUUGGUAUCACGGUCAGUAUAAACGUUUUAAGUCAGCGAGUUCUUCUGAUUUUUCUGGAUGUUACAUGUAAAAUUUCAAAAAAUGUGAAUACAACACAAUAAAGUUAAGGUUCGAAAGGCAAUAAAUAGCUUUACAAAAAGUAAAAUCUAUAUCAAAUCACAAUUUUUACUGCCCCUAUGCCUUUAAUACCCGGGUGAUACAAAGAAAGUUGAGAGAAACGAGAAGAAAAAAUUAGCAACGACAACGAAAAGUCAUCUCAAAAGAUCUUUUCAGUUGGUUAUGCAACGGGAAGUGCAGGAAACAGUCGUCGACUAUUGUCUUGAUCACUGCUUUCACAAAGGUUUCCAAUUCUUUCGAGCCUCAUUUUUCAACCUCAUUUUCAGAAAUGCAUGAUGCUGAUUUGGCGAGCAACGCCCACAUUUAUGAAGUUUAUUCUCCCGAGGUUCUGUGACUUCUCCCCGAGUUUGUGACCCGUUUCGACCAUUUAGGUGUUUUUGCGCGAAGUUGGAGAGCGCAAAGCCCGAACUCAGAAGAUGAUGAGUGAUCAGAACUCGUUUCAGAGGAUCAAGCGAGAUGGUCAGUGAGAAACUUUUUUUUUUCGAAAUAUCAACAAUGUUAAAUCCGAUUUUUCGAACUUCUUUUUUUGUUUUGGUGUACUCCAUCAAUUUCACUUAAAAUACGGGGUCUGUAUAGCUGAUUCACAGGCUCAAGUCAAAGGGUCUCGAAACGGUUAAAAAAUAUUUACGCAGACCGCAGAUCGGUGGAAAAUUUUUUUUUUCUGAAAAGGUUCUGUGAAAAUUCGAAAAUUUAUUAGUUUGCAGAGGUUAAGUAGGAUUUGAUCCAGAUGAAAAGCCUGAAAAUCCUAAACUGGGUCUCAUGUUCCACAAAAUUCUCCUAAUAAGGAAGGUCAUUUUACUUUGCGUUUAUGAUUUUCCUGAAAAUUGGUCAAAUUUUGGUGCUUUGACUUCAUUAUUUUUUUUUUUCAAAGUAGCAAAUUGUGCAAGUUUAAGCGUUCAGUGUCCUCUUCAAGUAUGUCGAAAAGUUUCUUGGCGAAUUUAAGGAACAACCGCAAAUUAAAAAGGAUCUACCUUGUAAAUUAUCACAAAAAUUACGCAGUUUUUUCAAAGAAAAAAGCCUAGUAGUCAGGCUGAUUUCAGUUGUUCGGUCGAACGGCUUCUCUGUGAGCAACCGCGGGCGUUCUUGUUUCGGUUCACGGGCUCUGGCUCCUCCCAUCGCCGCGCAGCUCGCUGGUGGGGUGGCGAAUCCGGUCGUCGACUCGUUUUACACUGGUUCUUUUUUAAUCACACAUCUUUUAUCCUCAAAAUUUUUAGAAACGGAUUUUGUUUCGAAUGAUUCUCCGGAUGUCUCUUCGCUUUUCCGUGCCAGUCGUCGUUUUCGACCGCCAAAGACUGUUGAAGUAUGGAUACGAAAUAAUUCUCAGGAAUUCCAGAGUGGUUCCUAUAGGGAUUAGAGAAUAAACAGCCCUUAUAAGGGUCGAAAAAGUGGUCCCGAUAGGGGUAAAAUUAAGGUGGUUCCUAUGGAUUUUUGGGGUCCCACACCUUAGACCCUAAAGCUCAAGUGGACUCUAUAGGGGUCUCUCAAUUUCAUUCAAAAACGCUUAUUUAUUCAGUUUUUUCCAUGGAAAUGCUUCAUAAAAAUUAUCGAAUAGCAUGACCCCUAUAGCGGCCACUAAGUAAAAACCCUAAAGGGGCCACUUUUGCAAGCUUUAGUGACUCUUUAGGGGUUGGUAAAGUGGUCCCUAAAGGGGGCUUCUAAGGUUGCCCCUAUAGGAACCACUCUAGCUUUCCUAAGUCGUUCAAAUUCAGCCGUCGCAAGGAAGAAGCUACAUAACAAACAGGGACUUUUUCAAAGACGCUCCCACGUACAGUUUGGUCUUGAAGGCAGAAGAAGCUUGUGAGGUGCUUGACCUUUCGAAAACUUCCUAGAACUUGAAGAUUUUUCUUUUCAGUCGUUGGUCAAUCGACUGCAGCAUUGCUCCUCGUCAAGACAGGCGACACGUUACAAACAUCGGAUAGAUGAGCUUCUGCGCGCCGCCGUCAACGAUCCAGAGUUCGGCGCCCAAGGAAGUCCCGAGCCAGACAUGACCACAGCGGGCACGUCCGUGUACCGAAGCAUGCAAUACACAAUGUAGGGUUUUUCUUCGAAAUCUGCUCUGAAUCGAAUGAUUUCAGGCCGACUCCAGGCACUUCGGUACGACCCGUCGCAUCAAAUAUCAUGCGGAAGCCAACAAAGGUUGUACAAUAAUAUUUUUUUAUAUGAAAAGUUUCUAGCGACCAGCCAAAGUGACGAAUGCGAACAAGUCAAACGAUGAAUUCGAUUUUGAUCUCAAAGAUGAGCUCGACGAAGAGAGCUCACCUCCACAAGAAAAUAGCCCAAAGGUUCCAAGACGAGGAAGACCGCGAAAAAACGAAAGUUUCACCCCGGUAAAGGCGAGUGUCCAAAUAUUGAUAUUUCUAAUAAUGUUUUCUUAGAAAGUUCGCCACGACAGUACGACUUCUGUGGCAACAUGCGUGAGCGAAUCUCGCAGUGGUCGUCAGCGCAAAACGCCCGCUCGGCUACAUGACUGA
Messenger RNA from Caenorhabditis auriculariae, 4900 nucleotides. NCBI's taxonomy places the organism in Eukaryota, Metazoa, Nematoda, Chromadorea, Rhabditida, Rhabditidae. The record is from the annotation of a GenBank genome assembly.